Molecule: messenger RNA, 3970 nt
Organism: Prinia subflava (tawny-flanked prinia)
Lineage: Eukaryota; Metazoa; Chordata; Aves; Passeriformes; Cisticolidae
Gene: FBXL20
Product: F-box and leucine rich repeat protein 20
Exons: 15
Coding region: 145-1434 (429 amino acids)
Cellular component (GO): cytoplasm
Molecular function (GO): protein binding
Source: RefSeq, a predicted model, not a curated record
CCCGAGCCCCGCAGCCCCCCGGAACGCGGGGGGAGCGGCCUGCGGGCCCCGCGGCCCCGGGGGGCUCCCGCAGCCCCGGGAACGGGGGCAGCGCCGCUGGCUGCGCACCGGGGGUAGGGGCGGCACGACCCCCGCGGCGGCGCGAUGGGGGCGGCGGCCUGCGGGAUGUUCUCAAACAACGAUGAAGCUGCGAUCAACAAGAAACUGCCCAAAGAGCUGCUGCUUCGAAUUUUCUCUUUCCUGGAUGUGGUCACUCUGUGUCGCUGUGCUCAAGUUUCCAGGGCAUGGAAUGUUCUGGCCCUGGAUGGCAGUAACUGGCAGCGAAUUGACCUGUUUGAUUUCCAGAGGGACAUCGAGGGCCGGGUGGUGGAGAACAUCUCCAAGAGGUGCGGGGGGUUCCUGCGGAAGCUGAGCCUGCGCGGCUGCCUGGGCGUGGGGGACAACGCCUUAAGGACCUUUGCCCAGAACUGCAGGAACAUCGAAGUGUUGAACCUCAAUGGCUGCACCAAGAUCACGGACGCCACCUGCACCAGCCUCAGCAAGUUCUGCUCCAAACUCAGGCACCUGGAUUUGGCUUCCUGCACCUCCAUCACCAACCUGUCCCUGAAAGCACUGAGCGAGGGAUGCCCGCUGCUGGAACAGCUCAUCAUCUCCUGGUGCGACCAAGUGACCAAGGACGGCAUCCAGGCGCUGGUGCGGGGCUGCGGGGGGCUGCGGGCGCUGUCCCUCAAGGGCUGCACGCAGCUGGAGGACGAGGCCCUCAAGUUCAUCGGCGCCCACUGUCCCGAGCUGGUGACGCUGAACCUGCAGACCUGCCUGCAAAUCACGGACGACGGGCUCAUCACCAUCUGCAGGGGCUGCCACAAGCUGCAGUCCCUGUGCGCCUCCGGCUGCUCCAACAUCACCGACGCCAUCCUCAACGCCCUGGGCCAGAAUUGCCCUCGCCUCCGGAUCCUGGAGGUGGCGCGCUGUUCCCAGCUCACCGACGUGGGCUUCACCACCCUGGCCAGGAAUUGCCAUGAACUUGAAAAAAUGGAUCUGGAAGAAUGUGUCCAGAUAACAGACAGCACAUUAAUCCAGCUCUCCAUACACUGUCCACGGCUGCAGGUCCUGAGCUUGUCCCACUGCGAGCUGAUCACGGACGACGGCAUCCGGCACCUGGGGAACGGCGCCUGCGCCCACGACCGCCUGGAGGUGAUCGAGCUGGACAACUGCCCCCUGAUCACCGACGCCUCCCUGGAGCACCUCAAGAGCUGCCACAGCCUGGAGAGGAUAGAGCUCUACGACUGCCAGCAGAUCACACGCGCCGGCAUCAAGAGACUCAGGACCCACCUGCCCAACAUCAAAGUCCACGCCUACUUCGCUCCGGUGACCCCCCCGCCGUCGGUGGGCGGCAGCCGACAGCGCUUCUGCAGAUGCUGCAUCAUCCUAUGACACUGGAAGCCCCUCCCGGCCCCGCGGGGCUGGGACACGGCCCCGGCCGCCCGGGGGACGCCGAACCUUGGAGCAAACGCCAUCCCAGUGUCAUUUGCCAGGGCCAGUGAGCAGGGCUGGGGGCCCCCUGUGAUCCCGGCGGGAUGAGGGACUGGGAGCCGGAGCUGUGCCGGCUUUUCCCCGCGUGGAUCGGCCUCAUCCCGACCCUUCCCGCUGGGAAUUCCUGGGAAUGCCCUGCGGGGAGGAGGGGAGGGCUCCCGGCCCGGAGGGAGGGACUGAUGCUGCUGCUGAGGCUGGAAAAGGAGCGGAGAUCCUUGGAAGAGAGGAGAGGAGAGAGGAGCACGCCUGGACCCUGCAGCCAUUGCACGGAAGGGAAAAUCCCAACAAACCUGAAACCCCAACGAGUUCCACGUCCUUGGGUCAGCGAGGGAGGGAAACAGCGGCUGUCGAGGCAGGGAUUCCCUGGGAUCCAGGAUUCCCUGGGAUCCAGGAUUUCCUGUGAUCCAGGAUUCCCUGAGAUCCAGGAUCCCCUGGGAUCCAGGGAUUCCCUGGGAUCCAGGAUUCCCUGGGAUCCAGGAUUCUCCCCUGUGGUCCAGAAUUCCCUGGGAUCCAGAGUUUCCCUGAGAUCCAGGAUUUCCCUGGGAUCCAGGAUUUCCUGUGAUCCAGGAUUCCCCUGUGAUCCAGGAUUCACCUGGGAUCCAGAGUUUCCCUGGGAUCCAGGAUUCCCCUGGGAUUCAGGGAUUUCCCUGUGGUCCAGGAUUCCCCUGUGCUUCCCUGCUCCCACCCUGAGCUCACACCAAGGCUCAUCUUUUCCUGGCAUCCAGCUCAGAGGUUUCCCAGAUUUUUCCCAAAUUGUUGUGGUAGAGCUUGGAAUUUCUAAUGCCACAUAUUUUAUACCCUGCCCAAAUCCUGCUUUUCUUUUUUAAUUUUUUCCAAAUUUCUGAUUCAGUCAUUUCUUAAGAUUUCCCAGCCCAAAGCAAUGAAUCCAUAAGGAAUUUUUUUUCCUGGGAGAAGCCUGAGCCUGUGAUGAGCUGUCAGGAGGAUUUUAAAGGAGUUUGUGGAGCUGCCCCCCAGGCUGGGCUCUCCUGGCCUGUGUGAUCAGGGAUUGGGUGUCCAAAUUGAUCCCGAAUCCAGCUUUUAUCCCGAUGACGAGGAUACGAUUCUCCACACAGGGAACAAUAUAUAUAGAAAUAUAUAAUUCUCAGCACAGGGAGAACAUUCUAGUCCCUGUUCCAGCCACUGUGAGUUCCCUCCUGCUGUCCUUUCCCCGAGGAAAAGCAAAGCAGAGGUUUUUGCUUGGAAUUCAGGAUUCCCUGACGGAGCAGGGGCUGGGAUCCCCCCUGCUCCCUGUCACUGCCGGGGCUCCUCCCGCCCUCCCCAGGUAAGUGUGGGUGCCCUGGGACCCCCGGGGUGGGGUUUGGACGUGCCAGGCCCAGCUCUGGGCGAGGGGGGGGUCUGUGGCUGCUUUUUUGGGGGUGUUUCAGGCAAAAUCGGUGCGGGUGCUCCAGGGGAGCCCCUGGGCUGGCCGAAUUCCAGGGGCCCGGUGUGGAACUGCUGGGCAGAUCCCGAGGGUUGGAGGGGGCAGGAUGGGGCAGGGUCAGGUCUGUGGGGGCCGUGUCCAUCAUUCCUGCUGUCCCUGCACCCGGGAGCUGGGGGUCCCCUCGGAGCUGGAGCUGGGGGUCCCCCUGGAGCUGGGGCUCCUCUCAGAACUGGGGGUCCCCCCAGAGCUGGGGGUCCCCUCAGAGCUGGAGCUGGGGCUCCCCUCAGAGCUGGGGGUCCCCUCAGAGCUGGGGUUCCACUCAGAGCUGGGGCUCCCCUCGGAGCUGGGGCUCCCCUCGGGGCUGGGGCUCUCCUCGGUCCUGGGGGUCUCCUGGUGGGGAGGGGGCAGCUGCAGCCCCAGGCAUGGCUGCUUUAGGGGCUGGGCUGGGUUUCCCACCAGGAAUUCCAAGGACAAUUUGCUGUUCCCAGCAGGAGGGUCCCGGAGCUGCUCCCCUCCAUCCCCCCCCGUCUGCGCUCGCUCUGCUGGGAGCGAGCCCAGGCUGCUGUGGUUAAAAGGAUACUGUCAAUGCCCUCCUGUAGACGGCUUUUAAUCCCUGAUAUUUAUUCAAACCCUCUUUAGCGCUGUGGAUUCUCCCCCUCUCCUUGGGCGCCUUCAUUUCCAGAACUUUCUCCAGGUUUCAGGGUGGUGACGGACUGGACGGGCGAGGGGUCACCCGGCAAUCACAGGAUUUGCACAACUCUGGGAAAAUAAUAAACAAAACCACACUUUUGUUUAGUUCCUACUGUGGCAGGGGAGAGCGAAGAGCGGGAUUUUGGAGCCAGGGCUGACUGAUCCCUUUGUAACAGAGCAGAGUUUUCCAGGGAAAACUCCGGAACACAGAACCCAAAGCAAUUUUAUUUUCUGUUUGCAGACCAGGGUGACAGCAUUAAGGUAGCUCAAACUUCUUGACAGUGUCCUUUUAAGUCAAUUAUCCGUCUUCAAAUGGACUCUUCCUGAUGUUUAUAUUUAUAAAUACCAAUAAACACCAUUUUCCAA